This is a messenger RNA of Arachis ipaensis, 992 nucleotides long. RefSeq lists its product as uncharacterized. The record is from RefSeq and is a predicted model, not a curated record. NCBI's taxonomy places the organism in Eukaryota, Viridiplantae, Streptophyta, Magnoliopsida, Fabales, Fabaceae.
ACAUUUUCAAAUUAGCCCCACCUUUAUCUUCAACUCCACCUCUAUUUCCUCUCUUCUUUCCUAAAUCUCCUAUUUCCUAACACCUCCGCCGAUACCUUCAUCAAAUCUUGCAGCCCAAACACCCCUUCUCUGAUUGUUCACCGUUACAAGGUCUCCCAUUCCCCUUCUCCUCCCCCGCGGUCCUCCUCUGCUCAAAUCCCCUCUUGUUUUCCAUGGAAAUACGGCAAAUUCGAGCUGAGAUUGGUGUUGUUUCCAGAGUUAAUGAAAAUUCUUUUCGUGCUCUUAAUAAUCACCAUGAAGGAAGAAGGGCCAAUCGUGGAGAAGGGAGUUGGAGACGAGCGACCCCGUAGUUCAGAUGAAGUCCUUGCCAAGUGCAAUCAUGCGAGAGGAGAGGCAACGGCCGUGCUGGGACCAUCGUUAAAAUUGAAGAAGGCGAUUAUGCCGAGAGAACAAAUCACGGUAGUGGAGUCGUGCGAUACGCUUUUUGCAUCGACUUCGAGAGUUUCGGAGAACGUGAUGAGGUUUUUGGAAGGGGAUGGCGGUUGCGGAAGCAUGAGCCGUGGUGAUGAGGCAGGGCCUUCAAUGACAGCGUUCAAUUUAACAAUAAUAUCAUCUCCGGGAGGUUUGUGUAGCAACAAGAAGCCGUUUCGAAGGGCAACAGUAGAGGAUUGGAAGCCAAAAGGGUGGGCAACAGAGUAUUGGGAGUGUUAGAUGUAGAAGAGGGUAGAGUUUCAUAGGUGGUAGGGAUAUUUGGAUGGUAAUUGUUGUGAAAGUUUGGGAUUUGGAAAGAAGUGGUGGUGAAGUUGAGGUUGAAGAUAAAAGGUAGGGAUAAUUUGAGAAUUUCAAUAAAAAGUCAACAAAAAAAUAGAAUUUAGAUACUUUUGGCAUUCAGAACCCAUCUUUGAUAGGUACAACGUCAGUUUCCUUUUUUUAUGAGUACUUUUGUCAACGUUCGUAAAAUUCAUAAAUACAAAUAGUUGUUUUUCCUAAAA